UCCUCCGGCUGCUCAAGUGAGCUCCGCUCCAUUUUUCUCCUCCUCUCGUUUUUGCGUUUAGGUCCCUGGGGAAGCAGGGAUUCCCGGCGCCGGUCCCUCUCCCCGGCUCUCCCGCCUCGCCGCUCCGAUCGAGGCUGCAGCAUCAGUUGCAUUAAUGGGAAAUCAAUGCCAAAAUGGAACCUAUGGGAGCAAUUACAACAACUACAACCACUUUCAGAAGGGGCCUUUGGCUUCUAGGUACUAUGAUGGGGACGAUUCUGAGGAUUGCUGCUCAGGGCCAUCUAGAUCGAGUGUAGCAGAUCUUAUGCGGCAAGGACUGAGACGAACCUUAACAUCCAUCUCUGUCCUUGGUCGAAAGACUCCUAAUGUAACAGAGCAUUAUACUCUGGGCCGGCAGCUUGGAGAGGGUCUCACUGGGACAACCUACCUCUGCACUGAGAUCAGCACUGGUUGUCAGUAUGCAUGCAAGUCCAUCUUGAAGGCAAAGUUCCGGAACAUGCAAGAUAUUGAAGAUGUGCGUCGUGAGAUCCAGAUAAUGCACUACCUUUCAGGCCAAAAGCAUACAGUCACCAUCAAGGAUGUGUAUGAGGAUGAGGAGGCCGUGCACAUUGUCAUGGAGCUCUGUGAAGGUGGUGAGCUAUAUGACCGGAUUAAGAAGGAGAAUUACAGUGAGCAGAAGGCUGCAGAUCUUAUCAGAAUUAUUGUUGGCAUCAUAGAGAACUUCCAUUCACUUGGUGUGAUGCACCGGGAUCUCAAGCCAGAAAACUUCCUCUUACAGGAUAAAGACAAUGAUUUGUCAAUAAAAGUAAUUGACUUUGGUCUCUCUGUGUUCUUCAAACCAGGUGAGGUUUUCACUGAAACAGUUGGAAGCCCGUAUUAUAUUGCUCCAGAGGUAUUGCAGAAGCAUUAUGGACCGGAGGCUGAUGUAUGGACAGCUGGAGUGAUACUCUAUGUAUUGCUAAGUGGCGUGCCACCUUUUUGGGCAGAUACACAUGAAGGAGUACUUGACAAAGUGUGGGAUGGGCAUUUUGAUUUUGAAUCAGACCAGUGGCACAGGAUUUCGGACAGUGCAAAGGAUCUUAUAAGAAAAAUGCUCUGCCCUUGUCCAUCGGAGAGAUUGAAAGCCCAUGAAGUUCUAAAGCAUCCCUGGAUAUGUGAUAAUGGAGCGGCUACUCAUCAAACUCUAGAUCCAACUAUUCUUUCUCACAUCGACAAGUUAUAUGCAGAGAAUAGAUCAAAGAAAUUGGUUCUACAGGUUAUUGCUAAGCAUCUUUCAGAAGAGGAGAUUGCUAGGUUAAGAGGAAUGUUCAAGGCAAUGGACAAUGGAAACAGUGGUGCAAUUACUUUGGCUGAGCUUAAAGAAGGGUUGAGGAAAUCUGGUUCAGUGUUUAGAAAUAUUGGGAUUAGUGAUAUCAUGGAAGCGGAUGAUUAUGACAACAACAUCAAUAUCAAUUGGGAAGAGUUUAUUGCUGCAACAGUGCCCCUAAGUAAAACAGAGCACAAAGAACAUUUGAUGGAAGACUUUACAUAUUUCGACAAAGAUGGAAGUGGUUAUAUCACUGUUAACGAGCCUCAAAAGGCUUCCAUGGAACAAAAGUUGGAAGAUACUUUCCUUGAGGACCUCAUUUAUGAGGUUGAUCAAAACAAUGAUGGCCGGGCCAACUAUGGUGAGUUCGUCACAAUGAUGCAAAGCGAUAACUCUGGACUUGGGUGGCAAACAAUAGAAAGCAGCAUGAAUGUACCCCUGAGGGAGGCACCUGAAGUUUACUGAUGUCUCUGUCGGUGCAAAGAUACUGUUCUCUUUGUCUCCUUGUGUGGUUUGGUUCCUCACAAGUCACAACCAUCUGGCAUUUUGGCAAAGCUUGUGAAUCGAGGAGAAGAGAAUGUAGUCGAAAGCUAGUAGAAGGCUGGCUACCUUAUAGCAUGCAGGUAGUAUAUGUGUGUUGUAUGAUCUAUAAGAACAAACAAAGCCGUGUGGUCAUCAGAUAUGUAUCAGUAACUGGUUUGUUGGUUGGUUGCUACCGGCCCUGCAGUCUAAUAUAUAGGAGUAAUAGAUUAAAUAAAAGUAGAAGAAAUUGAUCUGUCUGCUU
Sorghum bicolor (sorghum) is the source of this 2090-nucleotide messenger RNA. RefSeq names its product calcium-dependent protein kinase 23. NCBI's taxonomy places the organism in Eukaryota, Viridiplantae, Streptophyta, Magnoliopsida, Poales, Poaceae. Gene Ontology annotation, cellular component: nucleus; cytoplasm. Bases 155 to 1771 code for a protein of 538 amino acids. Gene Ontology annotation, biological process: peptidyl-serine phosphorylation; intracellular signal transduction; protein autophosphorylation. The record is from RefSeq and is a predicted model, not a curated record. Gene Ontology annotation, molecular function: ATP binding; calcium/calmodulin-dependent protein kinase activity; calcium-dependent protein serine/threonine kinase activity. The transcript has 8 exons.